Messenger RNA from Loa loa (African eye worm), 9333 nucleotides. RefSeq names its product E3 ubiquitin-protein ligase UBR5. Gene Ontology annotation, molecular function: RNA binding; ubiquitin binding; ubiquitin-protein transferase activity. The record is from RefSeq and is a predicted model, not a curated record. The coding region runs from base 92 to 8794 and encodes 2900 amino acids. Lineage: Eukaryota; Metazoa; Nematoda; Chromadorea; Rhabditida; Onchocercidae. The transcript is spliced from 65 exons. Gene Ontology annotation, cellular component: nucleus. Gene Ontology annotation, biological process: regulation of double-strand break repair; protein polyubiquitination; DNA damage response.
GUUUGAAAUUACAUCGCAGUUAAGCGUGUCGAACUUUGGGAUCUCGCAAAAGCUGCUAGUUAAAGAAAACUUUUGGGGACUGGAAAAUCGUAUGGAUGACCAGAAGCAAUUGUUUCUGUUCGCAUUUCCAGUUCCGAGUAAUGAGGAUCAUUUAAUCGAUCGUAUAAAAGAAGCAUCAAAUUCUCGGAAUCAACAUGGUGCUGUAUCAACUGCAGCACUAGCUAACGUUGAUGCCGACAGUAUUGCACAACUUGCUGUUGGUCCAAAUCAUGUGGCAUUUCUGUUCAGGUGUGGUCGUGUUGCUCGAUUGAAGUACACUUUAACAACUGCUACUAGAGAGGAAAACACCAGCGAUGACAAAAACUCCAGUGGAACAAGCGGAGGUGGAGGUUCGGGAAGUGGCGGCAGUGGGGGUGGGCCUACAACAGGUGGUAGCAGUGGUUCAUCUACCGGUACUGUAUUAAGUCGUGGUGCAAAAAUUAGACGGGUAAUGAUGGCAGCGAGACGGACGGCGGGCGCACUGGGCGAACGUGCGGGUGUAAUUGUUGAUCGAAGUCGACCGCUUGUCCCUCUUAGUGCUAUUCCGGAGGAUCUCAUUGCUCAAGCCCAGGUUGUUUUACAAGGGAAGUCACGUGAAAUUAUUGUACGCGAGCUUCAGCGAACGAAUCUCAAUGUAAACGAAGCUGUAAAUAAUCUGCUCAGCCGUGAUGACGAAGAAGGAGAUGAAAUGGAUGAAGGUUCCGAAGCGUAUCUCCCCGAAGAGCUUCUGUCGUUGUUGGAUGCCGGAUUGCGAAGUGAUUCACAUGGAAGUGCCGUAAUUGAUGGCGAUAAUUUGUAUGCAAGUGGCGAAGGUUUUGAUUAUGUUGUUGCAAGGGAUAUUGCUCGAAGACGAGUAGAUAGGGAUAAAAAAAGUGACAAAGUCAAAGAAUUUUCUUCGGAAACUUAUACGCGCUUAAAAUAUGAUGAAAAAUUGCAAUACUGGGGUAAAGAAACAGAUAUGUUUCCAACGGGUGUGACGAAGUUUGUGAAAAUAGCUGCUAUGAGUAGUGAAUUAAUCGCGUUAGGGGAUAAUGGGUUUUUCUAUGGUUGGUCAUGGAAGAAUGAUGGGCACGGUUCGAUGACUGCACAUCCCUUUAGUACCAAACUUUUAACUGGUGCACCAGAUGAAGAAAAAUUUGUAGAUGUAGUAUCAUGUGCAUAUCGUGCAUGUGUUGUAACAAGUAUGAAUAGGGUAGCAUCAUUUAUGGAUGGGGAAGCAUGUGGUAUGAAGGUAUCCAAUAUGCUAUUAACGCCAUUGAUGGAAAUACCGGAUGGCGAAAAAUAUGCAUCGCUAUAUGUGUGUCCGAUGUAUUGUCUGGUGAAAACUCAGUCAAACACUUGUUAUUGGUGGGGUAUUUAUCCAUUUAAUGAAAGACGAAAAUUAUGGGAGCGGAUGCGUUCAAAAUCACGUCGCAAUUCAAAUCUUGCUUCACCUGAAGUGGUUGAGGGUUGCGAAGUUCGGACGAAGUCGCACCCUAUAUACACAACGGGCUCAAUUGCUUUGAACUUCAGUUCUGGAACACCAAUGGUUGGCGCUUUAAUGGAAUCAGCUUGGACGCUGUCUGAAUUGUGUAGGUUUCGAGUAAUGACACCAACACAGCACGAUGAGACCAGCGAUGAUGACGGUUCGUGCCUCAAUUCUUCUGCGCAUCAAUCGGCUGAUAAAAAAGGCUCCUUGAAUCAAUACGGUAAAAGACCACGUGAGGAGCAGAAAGGAAAUACCUACCGGGAAACUGCAUGGGCCCUCAAUGAAGUAAUAUUCAUCCAUAAAGAAAACUCACAGGACACAGCCGUUGUUAAAAUUGUUGAUGGAGCUUACUGCGGAAUUGUAUAUAAACCGGUCGUCUCUAAUGAUAGUGGUGACGCAGUCAGCCAAAAUCAAGAUGCAUAUGAUUUAGGGAAAAUUCGGCUGAUGCGCAAGGACGAUCUUGUUGUUGUAACGCCAAACAGUAGAAUACCUCGCUGUCCUGAGAAUUUCCAGAGACACAUGCAAAAAAUACAAUUGCCGGGUGGUUUAUCGAUGAAGAAAGUGCACUCUUUGACCAUAGACAAUACCGGUUUACGGUUGUUGAUCGAAAAACGAGGACGGCUUCAUUUGGUUCGUGCUAGUGUAUUUGGUAAAAUACAAAGUGAUCACGUAUUGCCGGUGAAUGUUUCAGCAGUGUGCAACGCCGGAUUGCAUCUGCCGCGACUUGAGAAUUAUGGAGAUGAAAUGAUUAUGAUGAUAAGCGACAGUAACGGUUCGAUAAUACCUAUGGUACGUGAUGCAGCGGGAGGAUUCCGUGAGCCAGUUUACUGUGCUUUGCCAAAAAUACAUAAUUUUGCAGUUGGUUUGAGGCCAUUGGAUUCUGGAGAUAAUGAAAAUACUGCAGCAACUGCCAAUGAUGAUUCAUCAUCUACAUCACGGAAUGCAAAUCGUACUGGAGUUAUGGUAACUUUAAUUGCUCCAUCUCCUUCAAGCACUCGUCCAAGAAUACCAUCUCUGCUACAGACUGUUCUAUAUUGCGACCUGCAAGGUGUGGAUUUGGUGCUUGAUGCACUCUCGAAAGAAUCAGAUCGAGAGAUUGUGAAAGCCGAGGUUUUGAGCUCUCGUGCGGAUGGGAAUCGAACUAUUCUUCAUGCUGCAGUCAUGAACAGUUUCGCAACAACUAAUAAAGAAGAGGCGGACACAAUGGAAAUUUCAGUUGAUACAGAAAAUAAACCUUUGCAGCGUUUAACAGCUGCGGAUAUGUCAGCCGCUGAAGAAACUCGUACUGCUUUUGAUAGCCGUUGGCAACGUAUGUUGAGACGUCAUGGAGCUAAUGCCGAAGAAGAAAUGCUAAUACGAGAAUUAAUGGCAAAUAAUCCAUUGCGGAGACCAGGUCAUGAUGUUGGCAACAUGGAAGAUGUGCUAGCAGAUUUUGCGAGAAGCCUAAAAGAUGCGAAGAAAUCAUCUGUUUUCAUAGAAGACAUGAAAGAAGAAGCAUCGAUGCCGAUUAUUGUUAAUGCGAACAACGAACCAAAAGUACGCCAGUGCAACUCGAUAGAAAUUGUCAAGACUCUCUGUUAUAACUCUACCGUUGCACCAUAUCUCCUCGAAUUGCUGACAACGAAAGAUAUUAAUGGACAUACGCCUUUCAUGUGCGCUGUUAACUACAGAGCGUAUACAGCCGCUUUCAUUCUCUGGCUGGCUGCUGAAGAGUUGCAGAAAGAAGCGCUGAUCGCUGGUGUUCAAGGCAAAAAACAGUCAGCUGAUGGGAUUUUAAAUUCCAUCAUAUAUCCAUUAGGAAGUAGACCAGAUGAUUCGCCUUUAUUCAUGCUUUGUAUGAAUGAUACUUGUAGCUUUACGUGGACCGGUGAUGAGCAUAUCAAUCAGGAUAUAUUCGAAUGUCGAACAUGUGGAUUAGUUGGUACCUUGUGUUGUUGCACGGAAUGUGCAUAUACUUGCCAUCGCAAUCAUGAGUGCAGAUUGAAAAGGACAUCUCCAACGGCUUACUGUGAUUGCUGGGAAAAAUGUUCCUGCCGAGCCCUUGUUGCAGGUAAUACACCACGUCGGGAAAAAUUGAUAUCCGUGUUGCUCAAUAACACCGAUCUAAUUCAUCGUACAAAUUCUAGGGGGGAACAUUUAUUGUUGUUUUUGGCUCGAACUGUGGGCAGACAAAUCAUUGAACAGGAACAUUAUCAACGUCGAAUGAUGAAGAAAUCUCAGGGGGCAAAUGAUACCACUCCAGAGCACGAUUUGGAACCACCGAAAUUUGCACGUACUGCUUUCGCAAAACUUCUAGCUGAUUGGCGUGCGGUUAAAAGCCUGAUAAUGUUGGGUGUUAAAGGCAUGCAAAACGAUGCGCUGGUAAUGGAAGAAGUGUUUCAUUUAAAUCAACAACAUGGAUGUUCACAUCUUGACAAAUUUGCUUUCAUCUUAUUGGCGAAAUGCUCGGAAACUCAUAUUGAUACCUUACUGAAUACAUUGAUAGCAGAAGCAAAUAAGAACAACGAAGAGAUGAAAAGAGAUCCUGAUAUCGAUUCUAUAAUUUCACGUUUUGUACGCGCAGUUAUCAGGAUGUUCAUGCUUUUAACAUUAUUGUCACCGGCAGCCAUCACAGUUGCUACAGCUACAACAAGCGGCAUUUCACAAGCAAUGGCAUCUGGAAACACCCCACCAAGACGAAUCUUUGGUCCUGGCUUGCAUACUGUUAGUUUCACCGGUUUGUUAUCACUCGUGAGAUCAACAAGUGGGCGUGAAAAUUCCGCAGCUAAGGAAGCUAAGAAGAAAAACGUGACGAAUUUUGUAUUGAAAUGUCGCCGCAUAUUUCAAACUCUGCUGAAUUAUUCGAUAAAUGAGUUGUGCAAUAUGGCUGAUUCUUUGAUUGCUCCUGUACGACUUGGAAUAAUCAAACCUACUUCAGUCAUUGCGCAGAAUAUUACCAAUGAUCCUCUUGAUGUGAUAGAAAAGUUUUUGAAUUCAAAAAUCGAUUUGUCAACAGUUAAUACUGCUGGGGAUGAUCUUGCUGUAGUGAAAUUUGGUCGAAAACGAAAGCGUAGUACACGAAGAGAAGGAGACCAUGGUGAUGAAGAGAUGCGAGAAGCCAUGCAACCGCACAGUGCACCAGAAAGUGACAAUUCAAGCGAUUCGGAUAGUGAUGAGUCACGUCCCACGCGAAGUCAAAGUUAUGUUGGUGAGGUGUACAAUGCACUUCGAAAUGAAGCAUCAUCCGGUAAUUAUGAUGGUGAUGAGCUAUUUAGCAUGUCUGAAGAAGAUCCUGAGGAUGACUCAGUUGAAUCAGUUAGUUCACCGGCCGACGAUCCAACAAGUCAGGGUAAUGAUCCUAACAUUGACGAAGAGGAUGAAGAUAAUGACGAUGAUGGGAAUGGUGAUGAUGGAGAUGAACAAGAAUUCGGAAAUGAAGAAGACGAAGGUAAUUACGAAGAAGGUGAUGAAAAUGAAAAUGAUCGUUAUGAGCAAGAAGGAGAACAUGAGGGUAACGAAGAGGGAAAUGGUGAUGGUGAGGAUGAGGAAAUGCAGGUGGAGCCAAAUGAGGAAGAUGAUGUGCCGGAAAGUGGUGAUGGUACUAGCGAUGGAGCAUAUGACGUACGAUCACGACAUAUACGACCUGAUGAACGUAGAACGAACCAGUCAUCGCGGAACUCUCGAGGUACGAGUAGUUUACCUGGUGAACAACAGCAAGAUGCAGCAACACGUCCUGACUCCAACAAUACAUCGCAACAGCGUGUCCGAAGUAGUGAAACGAACAGUGCAAAUCGCAAUAGCGAUGCCACCUCGGGAAGAGUAUCCGGUGUAACGAGUGGAAGACAUAACACAAUACCUCUGCAGUGGGCAAUGCGUCGGAUGACCUCGAGCGUUGAACAGCCGACCACAACACGACGUAAUGACAACGAAAAUAGAGAGUCAAACUCAGUACCUUUGACAAAUUCAAGACAUCUGCGAGAAUCAUCAGAAGAUGCUGCUACUUCAGUAACUAAAACAAACCAACAACUUGCUCUGUCAUUUUCGCUUAUUAUCAGGUUGAUUGUGGACUUGAUGCCAAUGCUUGUAGACCAUCGAGAGUUUGUGAAAAGCUCGUAUACCCUGAUACCAAAAAUGCUGGAGUUGAAUGACGCCGUUGUAGUUGCGAUCCGUCGACUGAUUGAAGAGCGCCUUUAUGUGGUAUGGCAGUGGAUGGAAACAGUUCUAGAUCGAACUGAAGCUCAGCUGCGUUUUGGAAAUGCACUGAUGGCAUCACCAACUAUAGCUACUGUGCUUCGUAAAGAGAAGAAAUUAUCUCCUAAAAAGGGUGAUGAUCGAGAUACGGAAAGACAUAGCCCUCGACCUGGGUCAGGAAAUCAUUCAAGUACGCCGGUUCCUAGACAAGAUUACACCGCUGGACCUGCGGCUGCAAACAGUAAAAAAGAUGAACAAAAUUCAGACUCGACAGCAUCGCUGGAGGAUUUCUUUGACUAUGUAACGGCAUUGAUGCGUUCACACGCUUCUGAGAAUGGUGAUGAUGUCCCGAUUAUCGAGUUCAAUGCAUUGAAGGCUUUAGCUUUUGUAGCAGAUGCAUAUUUGUCGUUAACUGAUAUGCUGGAGAAGUUAGACGCUAGGAUUGCACUGGGUUUAAACUCACCUGAAAAUGUGGCGAACGAUAAAGAAGUUAUCGAUAUGUUUCAAAAUGAUGAAGCUCCCGGUAUUGACGGUGGUAAAUCAAGCAUGCAAGCAGGCGCACCGAUGUCUGAUUUUUUCCAGCGUUCCAAUUCGCUGCUUUAUCCGGGCAUUGCGUCAUCCUCCAAUUAUCAUGCAUUUGAGCAUAAAUGUGUCGAUUCUUUGGCGUUAGCCGAGCGCCCACAGCUUCUGAGACCAGAUAUUGAAAAAGAGGAAAUGUUUGGGUUACCGAUAAAGCAUAAGACUACAUGUGAGCACAGGAAAAGUGUUCGAGAACACGGUGCAAAACAUCCAGCACAUCAAGGGUUAGUUGCUCCAUGGUCGAACUAUCAGGAAAUGCUUCCUGUAAAUACGAGUGAAGAGAAAGAGAUGCCAAUAAGUGGGCUUUCACGCCCCAAUGUAAUCGUGCAUUCGAAGAGCGUAUCUAAUGAGCCAACAGUACAAGGGAAACGUCGGCGACUGUGCUCAUCAUCUACUGUCCCACCACCUCGUGGUUUUGUUGCGAUACAGUUGGAAAGUUUGAAAAGUGCACUACAUCGCAGUAAUCAAAGUUAUGUGCACAAAUCAUUGGCACGGUGGAAGAAUACAUUAAAUUUGAUGGCAAAGGCAUUUAGCGAUCAGCUAUUAAUCGCUUGUGGUGGUGAUGUUACGGGUUCAAUUCUUUUGAGUGAAAUGGCCGGUUUUUUGGUGCGUGAAGCACAGUUCCGUAAGAAGAUGGAAAAAUUCAAAGCUGCACAAAGCAAGGAUAUUGUUUUCGAGAUCGAGCGAGACAAGCAUCAAAUGAUUGCACAGACAAUACGUCAAUUAAACGUGCAUUAUUCCCGUCGUGUUAGCAGUUCGUCGUCAGUUAAUUCAACACAGAGUAACAGUACGGAUUCCCCUCGAGAGUUCAAUUCAGUAAGAUCGGUGAGAUUGGUUAAUCUUUCGUGGGCUAGCGCUAACAAUAAAGACGACUCUGAUGCACCUCCUCUUGCUUGCCAUAAGGUGAAAGUUACUUUCAAAAAUGAGCCUGGAGAAGGAAGUGGUGUAGCAAGAAGUUUCUAUGCAGCGAUUGCGGACGCGUUCCUGACAAUGAAACGUUUGCCAACAGAAACACAAGUCUUAGCUGCUUUUGGCAGCUUACCUGGUGAUGUUCCACCUUCAUCGGGCAAUCGUGGAUCCGGUCGCGGUAGUUAUCGUGACCGAAGUGCAAUCCUCCUUAAUAGUUUGUCAAUGGCCGGAAGACGACGGAGUUUGAGAAAUCGAUAUGCUCUGUCUGUUUCUUCUCCUUCGUAUUAUUCGCGUCAUCAACCGCAUCUCAAUGAACCAUCAGGUGAUAGUGAGUCAGCUGCACCAUCUAAUAUUGAUAAUCUGACAACCUCUCAAGCUUCAGCAGCCUGGGAACCUGAACGAGAAACAUUAGGCGAAAGAUUAUUGGCAAGAGUCCGAGCAAUAAGACCGCAAUUAUGCAACAAAAUUACGGGCAUGUUGCUGGAUCUUCAGCCACACCAGCUAAUAACGAUACUUGCUAGUGAAGAGCUUCUUCGUGCUCAGGUAGAGGAAGCAUCCGAAAUGAUUCAAGCAGCUGGUUUAGGGAGUGGAGAUGGAGAUCGUGCUAACGAAUCAGCAUCCUCGAAUCGUGGACAACCAAUGCAAGCAAAAAGUGGACCGAUAACACGUGCUUCUAGCACACCAAAUCUCAACUCUACCAAUGAUUCAGGCACAGUUAACUUGGAUGAUGAUAUUGCACCACUAUUUUAUCGUCCAAGUAAGACUGGAUAUUAUACACCGAUUGCUGGCAAAAACUCGACACAUCGUUUAAAUGCUUUUCGAAAUGUUGGGAGAAUGAUUGGAAUUUGUCUGAUGCAAAUGGAAAUAUUUCCAUUACAUCUUUGCCGACAUGUGCUGAAAUUUAUACUUGGACGUCCGAUCAACUGGUUCGAUCUUGCCUUCUAUGAUCCCAUCUUGUUUGAAUCGAUGCGUACGUUGGUAUUUAAUGAGGGCCCAACCCGACCCGAGCAAAUCAGCAGUUUGUACUUAACUUUCGAAGUCGCUGUUCCUGAACAGGAGGGUGGAGGUACUGUGGAACUGAAACCAGGUGGUGCAAAUACUUCAGUAACUCAUGAAAAUAUUGUGGAAUAUAUCUAUCUGUUCGUGGAAGCACGAAUGCUUGGAAAUCAUUUGAAAUGUCUUGAGGCUAUUAAGCAAGGUGUAUAUGAUGUAAUCCCGCUUGGUUCGCUGGCAAAUAUGACUGCUGAGGAUUUACGUCUAUUGCUUUGCGGAACACAGGAGAUCUCGAUGGCUUUGAUGCAGAGCUACACAACAUUCACAGAUGAAAGUUCGGCAUCACCAGAAUUACUUCACAAAUUCAAAGGAUGGUUCUGGUCAAUAUGUAACAAGCUCAACAAUCAAGAAAAGCAGGAUUUGAUCUUUUUCUGGACCGGUUCACCAACACUUCCACCAAGCGAAGAUGGCUUCCAACCAAUGCCAACAGUUCUUGUGCGUCCUGCGGAUGAUCUUCAUCUGCCUACUGCUAACACUUGUAUUUCCCGGUUGUAUGUGCCACUGUAUCCGAGCAAAAAAGUCCUGAAAUCUAAACUAUUAACAGCCAUCAAGAACAAAAACUUUGGUUUUGUGUAAGACAAAGAAUGCACCCUAUCCAUGCGCAAUAUCUUUCGCGCUUCAUCCCUUCUUUGUUUAAUUAAAAGCUUGUUAUAAAUUAACAUCAUUUUUUCUUAUAUUCUGAUUUCUUCCAGCUCUUCACCGUUUCACUUUGGAUGAACUUUUAAUUUAGUUUUAUCAUGUUAUGGGACUUUUCACGAGAAUUAUUAAUUCGUAUUACCAAUGAUUUUUAGAAGUGAAUUGCCUCUUUUUGUUGUUUUUCUUUGCAUUUUCAAAAUCCUAAAAUACCCGUCCAAGUAAUCAAAUUUGUUUUGAUUUUUUUUUUCUAAAACAUAUGCUGCCGAUGAACCCUGUUACUGCUUAUAAAUUGAACCCUGUUACUGCUUAUAAAUUCAUAUUUCAAGGCUUAUAAUUGAAUUUUUCAAAAAGCCGGAAGUGAUCAGUAUUAUGUUGAAGUACCAUUCUAUUUCAUCAUGUAUUUUAGAAAAAGUGCGAUUUUAAAAUAACUGUUUUUGAGUGCAAGUGGUGUUAAUUGCAUAAACUUAUGUCUAUUGACG